AUGGGUGGAUGUACGAUCCGUGAGCUCGUCAGGGCCAACAAACGGGUAACUCCCAGGCAUGUUCGAUACUUCUUCCACUGCCGUGAACCGCUGCAGGGUGACGGCGGUGCUCACCCGCAAGUCGAGCGAGGGCAACGUGCAACCCGCGCAGUCGACGACGAGGGCCGCAAACGGGUGGCAACCUACGCUAGCUGGAUCCUGACGGGGAUCAUCAUCUUCGUGGCGGUGGUGGUCCUUAUCUCCAACCGGAAAGUUGAGAGAUGGGAUUGCGGGGCUCCUGGUGGCAUAUUUUGCUGGGGCGUGGUGGCGGCGGCCCCCGGCUUGUGCCUGCUGUCGCUGCUCUGGUCGCCAACGAGGGUGACGGCAAAGAAUGGCAUUGCAGGACUGCUGGCGGCAUAUUCUGCUGGGUGA
Molecule: messenger RNA, 411 nt
Organism: Coniosporium apollinis CBS 100218
Lineage: Eukaryota; Fungi; Ascomycota; Dothideomycetes
Exons: 1
Coding region: 1-411 (136 amino acids)
Source: RefSeq, a predicted model, not a curated record